Messenger RNA from Grosmannia clavigera kw1407, 639 nucleotides. Its product is annotated as ubiquinone biosynthesis protein. The record is from RefSeq and is a predicted model, not a curated record. Gene Ontology annotation, biological process: ubiquinone biosynthetic process. Bases 1 to 639 code for a protein of 212 amino acids. The transcript is spliced from 2 exons. Lineage: Eukaryota; Fungi; Ascomycota; Sordariomycetes; Ophiostomatales; Ophiostomataceae. Gene Ontology annotation, cellular component: mitochondrial inner membrane. Gene Ontology annotation, molecular function: 3-demethoxyubiquinol 3-hydroxylase activity.
AUGCCCCCAGUACCUCCACCCGUCUCGAUUUCAUCGAAUGGGGAUAGCAGCAAGCCGAGGCGAAAGCCGCUGACCCAAAAGCAGAAAGACUUCCUCUCGUCUGCGCUCAGAGUCAACCAGACCGGCGAGUUGGCUGCAACGCUCAUCUACGCAGCUCAGAUGCCGCUGCUGACCCGCACGCACCCACACUUGCGGCCCCUCAUGAAGCACAUGUAUAACCAAGAGAAGGGGCAUCUAGACACGUUCAACAAGCUCAUCACAAAGCACCGUGUCCGACCGACGGCGCUGUACCCUUUCUGGUACGCCGCAGCAACCGGACUGGGCUGGUCUACAGCAUUCCUAGGUCGCGAAGCCGCCAUGGCCUGUACAGAGGCCGUGGAGACGGAGAUUGGCACACACUACAAUGGGCAGAUCCGUGAAUUGCUCGAGAUGACUUCUGAGUGGACGGCUGAGGGGUACGAUGUAGGACCCGAACUGACGGACCUCAUUGAGACGCUGCGACGCAUUCGCGACGAGGAGCUGGAGCACCUCGACCACGCCGUGGAAAACGACGCCAAGAAGGCCGAGCCGCAUUGGCUGCUGACGGGCAUCAUUCGAGCCGGCUGCCGUGGUGCCAUCUGGGUCAGCGAGCGGGUCUGA